Jatropha curcas is the source of this 1691-nucleotide messenger RNA. Its product is annotated as 3-ketoacyl-CoA synthase 20. The record is from RefSeq and is a predicted model, not a curated record. Gene Ontology annotation, biological process: fatty acid biosynthetic process. Gene Ontology annotation, cellular component: membrane. Gene Ontology annotation, molecular function: acyltransferase activity, transferring groups other than amino-acyl groups. Lineage: Eukaryota; Viridiplantae; Streptophyta; Magnoliopsida; Malpighiales; Euphorbiaceae.
AUAAGUUCUCUUUGAACUUUUCACAAACAUGGAAGAAGAAAAGAAGAAAACCCUACAAAAUAAACCAGCACCUAUUGGAACUCCAUUUGAGAAAAAGGAAAACGAUCUGCCCAGUUUUUUCUUAUUAUCUGUGAAACUAAAAUAUGUGAAGCUUGGUUACCAUUAUUUGGUCUCCAACUCCAUAUAUCUCUUGUUAAUGCCAUUCUUUGGCAUGAUUGUGGCCUAUUUUUCAACUCUUACCUUUGAAGAUCUAACUAUGCUAAGGAACCAACUCAGCUUCAAUUUGGUAACAUUGCUUAUAUGCUUAGCUGUUGCGAUUUUUAUUAUCAGUCUCUAUUUCAUGGGCAAACCGAGAAAUGUUUACUUGGUAGAUUUUGCUUGUUACAAGCCAGAAUCUGCUCAUAAAUGCACUAAAGAGCAAUUUAUGCAGCUAUCAGCAGCAACUGGGCAUUUUACAGAGCAGAGUUUAGCCUUUCAAAGGAAAAUUCUCGAAAGAUCAGGUUUUGGUCAAAUGACAUAUGGUCCUAAUGGUUUGAUGCGGUCACCUAAGGAUCAGUCUUUGAUUGAGUCAAGAAAUGAAACAGAAAUGGUUGUGUUUGGAGCCAUUGAUGCACUUUUGGCACAAACUGGAUGUAGCCCUAAAGAUAUAGGGAUACUAGUUGUGAAUAGUAGUUUGUUUAAUCCUAUACCUUCUCCUUCAGCCAUAAUUGUCAAUCGUUACAAGUUUAGAGAAAACAUCUUGAGUUAUAAUCUUGGUGGUAUGGGUUGCAGUGCUGGCCUUAUUUCUAUUGACCUCGCCAAAGAUCUUUUGCAGGUACAUCCCAACAGCUAUGCCCUUGUGGUUAGCACAGAAAAUAUAACACGAAACUGGUAUAUGGGCAACAACCGCUCCAUGCUUGUCACCAACUGUCUUUUCCGUAUCGGAGCCGCCGCCAUCCUCCUAUCCAGCCGACCAUCUGAUCGCGGGCGAUCAAAAUAUCAGUUAAUCCAUACCGUUCGGACCCACAAAGGAGCUGAUGAUAAAUGCUACGAAUGCGUCAUGCAAGAGGAAGACGAUAACGGAGCAGUUGGUGUCUCCCUCUCGAAAGACCUAAUGGCAGUUGCCGGCGAAGCCCUAAAGACAAAUAUAAGAGCUCUGGGACCAUUAGUUCUUCCAGUCUCCGAACAACUGCUGUUUCUUGCAACUUUAAUAGCGAAAAAGUUUUUGAAGAUAAAAAUAAAACCUUAUGUUCCUGAUUUUAAAUUAGCUUUCGAGCAUUUCUGCAUUCACGCAGGGGGGAGAGGUGUGUUGGAUGAGUUAGAGAAAAAUCUUGAUUUGAGUGAAUGGCAUAUGGAGCCUUCAAGAAUGACUCUUUAUAGAUUUGGUAAUACUUCAAGUAGUUCUUUGUGGUAUGAGCUGGCUUAUUCACAGGCUAAAGGGAGAAUCAUGGAAGGUGAUAGAGUUUGGCAAAUAGGAUUUGGGUCAGGUUUCAAGUGUAACAGUGCUGUUUGGUAUGCACUGAAGAAGAUUGAUACAGCCAAUGAGAAGAACAAUCCUUGGAUCGAUGAGAUUAAUGAUUUUCCUGUCAAUGUACCUAAAGUGACACCCAUGGCUUGUUAAUGUUAACCUUUCUUUUCCUAAAUUAAUUAAGAAAGUGUAUUUUUCAUUCCCUUCCUUAUAUUAUGAAGCUGAAUUUAAAUUUAAAUUUAAA